Procambarus clarkii (red swamp crayfish) is the source of this 2924-nucleotide messenger RNA. Its product is annotated as meckelin. NCBI's taxonomy places the organism in Eukaryota, Metazoa, Arthropoda, Malacostraca, Decapoda, Cambaridae. Gene Ontology annotation, cellular component: ciliary transition zone; MKS complex. Gene Ontology annotation, biological process: cilium assembly. The record is from RefSeq and is a predicted model, not a curated record.
AAUGCUUCUUGUAUUUUUUCAUGCUACGUUUCACCAGUGCUCGUAAUCUUGAGUUUACAAAAUUUUUUGAUGACGAGUCAUGCCUUAAUGAUGAGUAUUUUGAUGAUAUGAGUCUUCAGUGUAGAGCUUGUCCCGCUAAUCAGACGGCAGGGAAUGACCCCAAUGGCUGUACUUGUCUGCCUGGCUUCAGGUCUGUGGGUGAUGGACCUGAGGUGAAGUGUGAGGCUUGUCCUCCACUGCAUGUUACUUCUACAGAUAAGAGAAGCUGUGUAGCGUGCCAUGAAUCAUCUUAUUUUAAUGAUACCCUUAAGGAAUGCCAGCCUUGCUCCUCCUCUGAUAUUAUGACCGAUAAAGCUAUAAAUGGAACGAAUUUAGAUAGUUUGUCAUGUAUAGAAUGUUCUAAUGAUACUGUUCCAGGAAAUGAUCGUUGUGUUCCAUGUCAUACAUCUUUUUACAUGGCUAGUGGUGGCUCUUGCACAUGCCCAAAUACUCAUGUUGACCUUGGUGGCAUCUGCACUCCAUUGUCAGAGCUUGUUAAAAUCCCAGAUAAAAAGAGUUGUUACACUGUAAAGUAUGAAAAUGGGCAAGAAGUGAUGUCUUCUUUCUUUGAGGCCAACUAUAGAAUGGCUGCUCACUCCUGUACAUUCAGUCACAAUAAAUCAGCCUGUCAACUUUUGAGUAAUAUGUGUGUCCUUUUGCAUUAUGACUUCAGUGAUGAAUUCAAUGCUUGUGAGUAUUACAGAGAAGGAUUUGGUGAUAAUUUUGUUAAUUUGCCUGAUUAUGUUCCUUGGCUGUAUUAUACUGAAGGAGAAGCAAGUGUCUAUCUUUCUAAGACUAGAUUGAAAACACACUACAGCUUUAAUAAAGGUAAUCCAGAUUCAAAGUUAAAUUUUACUGUUGCAAAAUAUUCUGCUGAAGGUCAAUUUCUUAAAUAUGGACGACUAGAAGAUGUGUUAACUCUUUGUCCCCCCAUUGAUUUUCAACUUGAUGCUGCUGUUCAGUUUGGAACAACAUUUUCUCAGAGUUGCUUAAUAAAUGUGAAAGAUUUAUGGAAUAAAUAUGAUACAGAGUUCUAUGAUGUAUUUCUACAAUAUUAUGAUGAUGAUGAGCAUAUGAUUUAUGCCAUUCCAGUUCUUAAUAGAAACUAUAAAGAAGGUGGCUCACAUGUAAAUCAGCAGGAUCAAAAAAGGUGGCAGCUUACAAGGAGAUUUUUCUUAUUUGAUAACAUUAGUGGAAAAGAGAGCCUCUCUCCAAAUACUAUGGAUAAAAAGAGGAGAGCCAGAGUUGUACGAUAUCCUCAGAGCAUUGAAAUAAUUGUUCAGCUGCGUGAGGGUGAAGGGGAUGGUUUAAUCUAUCCACCAUUGAUAAAAAUAACUUAUGGUGAAGUUGGGGAUGAGUAUUAUGAGUCCAAUCAGAGUGUGGUGACACAUCUAAAAGUUUUGUAUACCAUGAAUUUUUCCAAAGUCCGUGAAGAUUUAUCGAUUGCUGUGGGUGUUAUGAGCACUCUUGCUAUCAUUUGGUCACUUAUUGGAGCUUGGAGCUGGUCACGGCGAUGUGGAAAAGUUGGUUUGGAUUUGCCUACCAUAUUCCACUUUUUUAUUGUUGUAUGUGGAAAUCUUUCCAAUGUAUUCUUUCUGGUAAUGUAUUUUUCAUGCUUUUACUGGACUAUUUUCUUCAAGAGGCAGGAUGUUGUUCAUUUAUUUCUUUUAACAAACAAUCAAGAAAAACUUAUUAAACAGUAUCUUACAGCUGCAUGUUUCCUAAAGUUAGUCCAAGUCAUUCACAUUGUUUAUGUUCAAGUUACCCUUGAUAUGUUUAUUAUUGAUUGGGAACAACCAAGGGCACGAAAUUCUAUUCCUCAUCCACAGUUGUCAAACAAUCUAGAAGAGGAGGAAAAAUCAAAAGGGGAACAGCCAAUUAGUAUUUGGAGAACCUAUUUCAUUGCAAAUGAAUGGCAUGAACUCCAGACUUACAGGAAAAUUGAUUUGGGAUGCCAGUUGUUCUUAACACUUUUAUUUUUAAAAGUAUUUGGAUUUGAAAAUCUUGCAGCUGCUGAUCCUGACAGUAGUUUUUCUCCUAAUAAUGGAAAUUAUAAUUCCCCUCAGAGUUAUGUGUGUAGAUUUACUGUUAGUAUGACAGUUUAUGCCCUUAUUGCUGCUGUACAGUGGAUCUUCAGGGUUGCCUUUAUUGAGCGCUAUGUUCAAAACAAGCUCCAGCAAAUUAUUGAUCUCUGUUCAAUUGCUAACAUAAGUAUAUUUAUUCUUGAACACAAAAUGUAUGGAUAUUACAUUCAUGGACGGUCUGCUCAUGGUUACGCUGAUGUUGACAUGCAGUCAAUUUAUGAACAAAUGAAACGAGAAGAAGAAGAUUUAUGUGGCCAUCGAGGUCUUGAACCAUCCAGUGAGUGUCAGAUGUUUGAAGUAGCUGUUACUUACAAGUUUAGAGAGCAGUUUGACACCAUUUUGCAACCUGUACAUGGGUUUGCAGGCAUAAGGCGGCCAGCAGGUCGAAGCAAAAUGGCUUCAGUAGAGAUGCAGCAAAGUUUCCAAGCACAUGAAACUAUGAAAAGAUUUUUUGGCAUGUUUCUUCAGCAUGCUCUCAAAGAUUUAGAUUAUAUUGUCAAAGAGAAACUAUUUCUGGAAAGUAUUUUAGAUCUUGAAUUUCAAGAGGCUGAUGACAGAUGUCUGUUUUUUAGGGACAAUAAUCAUGCAUUUGAUAGAGUUCUGUUUUAUGGGCAUGAAAUAUCUUUCAUAUUGUUUGAAAUGCUACUUUUUACAUUUGUUGAUUUAGUUGCAUAUGAUUUUGUGCUUGCAGCAGUAGUAACUUUUAUAUUUUCAUAUAUAGUGAAAAAGGUCCGUAACACAGGUGGCCAGAAAAAUGUGGUACACAAGACUCUAGUUGAUCAAAGGUUUUUAAUUUAAUAU